Triplophysa rosa is the source of this 828-nucleotide messenger RNA. It is a transcript of the gene cfap126, whose product is annotated as cilia and flagella associated protein 126. Gene Ontology annotation, biological process: cilium organization. The coding region runs from base 6 to 602 and encodes 198 amino acids. The record is from RefSeq and is a predicted model, not a curated record. The transcript is spliced from 5 exons. NCBI's taxonomy places the organism in Eukaryota, Metazoa, Chordata, Actinopteri, Cypriniformes, Nemacheilidae. Gene Ontology annotation, cellular component: ciliary basal body.
GCAACAUGUCGACUGGUUACUCAGCCAACCAGUAUGAAAGCGCCUUUAAGUCGCAAAAGCUCCAGAACUGGACAAUUCCAAAACAUUUCAAAGAGAGACCGUCUGCAGCGGAUGGCUACACCACAUUUAUAGUGACAGACCGCGGCCACCUUCUGCCUGGUGUAAAAACAAAGAUGGGAAGUGCAUGGCCAUCAGUCCAGGGCACAUGGGAUUUACCACACCAUUUCUCCCCUGUUUAUGUUAACCCCACUGCCCGCUCACAAGAGGGCCUAGAUCGCCUCAGGACCUUGCGAAAGACGAAAUCUGCAACAAGUCAGGCUCCAAAGGCCUCUCAAAACAUGGAUAACCAAAAUGUGAGCCAGCCUGCUAAAGAGUCGCAAAUACCUGAGAGCCAAGAUGGGCCAGAGAUUCACACAGAGCAACCCAGACCCAAUUCACAGCAAAACCAAGCCAAGUCUAGACCAACAAGCCAGUCUGGUCAACAAGUCCAGCCCGAACAGGUAAACGUUCAGGAAAACCAGGCCCAAUCUAGACCGGCAAGUCAACACAGCCACCCGACACGGUCCAGACCGAUCAUUCAGCAAAGCUUACGACAAACUUAAGACCACAAACCCAGUACAGCAGACCAGCAUCGCAGCAGACACAUCACCUGAAUAAUCACAUAUCCCCUUCUUCAUAAUGUUUUGUAUCUAUUUUUCUUCUUCAAAAACAGGGUUACUUCAUGGAUAUUUGUGUUUCUGUUGAUUUACAGCUGUGCUUAGCUCUUCCAUUUGCAUUACAAUGUCCGUGUGGAUCUGAACACAUUAACUAAAUUGUUUCAAUGAAGAU